Molecule: messenger RNA, 1549 nt
Organism: Theileria parva strain Muguga
Lineage: Eukaryota; Apicomplexa; Aconoidasida; Piroplasmida; Theileriidae
Gene: cdc123
Product: D123 family protein
Exons: 4
Coding region: 26-1534 (502 amino acids)
Cellular component (GO): cytoplasm
Source: RefSeq, a predicted model, not a curated record
UAAGGAUAUAAGAAAAUAUUAAAUUAUGAAACUACAAUAUACACCAAAUGCUCCGAUCAAAUUAGAUUCAUUGUUCAAUGAGUUUUAUCAUUUAUUGAACUUUAGAAUUUAUCCAAAUUCCAUCGGAGGAAACAAAUUGCAUCUGAAACUUUGUGAAAAGUUCAAAAACAUAACAUAUAAUAAACUUUCAAAUAAUGGAAUUUUGUACAAUAGGUCUAAUUUAACUAAGAUUGAUGGUCACUUUUCAUUAAUUUUGAUAAAACAAUUGUCCGGCUCAAAUUAUAUAUAUCACUACCACCUAUCAAUAAUUAAAGUAAACAUUAAGUUUAACGAAACUGAACGAUUGUACUACAUUACACCUCUGGAAUCUCACUCGUUGACAUCUUGCUCGCUAGAAGAUUUAUCGCAUCAGUACGCAAAUUUUCAAAAGCACAAUGAAAAUGGCUUGGAUUCUAAGUCAUUUGGAAGUCUAUCGCUUGACACAGACGAUUUAGAAAUCAGUGUCGUUUUAGAUUCAUUCACGUUUAAGAAUGAUUUUAACUCCCUAAUCUCUGGAAACAAUGCCUUAAGCUCAUUUAUUCAUAAUAUAUGGGCACCUAUAGGAUUAUUGACGAACCGAGAACUUUAUUUAUUCAGUCUGACCGUUCCCUUUGACAAGUAUAAGAAGUAUUGGUUGAAUAAUUAUUCAAUUGAGUUGUCUCAGACGGUAUAUGAAUACCUAAAGUCUGACGUUAUGGUAAUGCCUGAUGACCUAAAGUCAACAAAAUUUUCCAAUGUGGAAGAGUACUCAGACUUUUCGGAAUAUUCCGAUUAUGAUGAAUGUGAAAUCAGAUUUGAUUUCAAUUCGCCAGAGUUUUUAGAUUUCUUUUCAGCAAUUUCUGAAUCGAUUAAGAGUUUCGGAGGAUUAGUUUUACCGUACCUAAAUGGCUCAUAUUUACAAGAUGGUUCUUGGAUAAUAAACAACACGACGGUUUGCACUGAUCUGAGGGACGUGAUUCUACUAUUGAAGAGUUCCACGAAAUGGCACGGUGAUUCAGACUCAAUAUUGAAGUUAUUUUUGUAUAAAGUAAUCAAUCAGAAUCAUUCCACCCAGUUUAAGCUCUUCUACUAUGACAGAGAGAUCAUUAUUAUAUCACAGCUGUUCCUGAACCACGUUUACGAUUCACUGAUCAGUAAUAAGCAUUCUCACAAACUAAUCAGAAGAAUACUGGAGUUCUCUAACCAUAAGCUUAUCCACCUUAUACCUGAGAAUCUAUCCAACUUUGUAGUCGAUUUGUACAUCCUUAACAGGACAGAUGAGAUUUACAUAAUGAACAUCGUCCCCUUCAACUUCAACAGUGAAAUUAUAUUUACAUGGGACCAGAUUUAUGAGUAUGCAACCUCAAGAACGCCCUUCACUCAUGACGAAUCCAUAAAAAUUGACUACUACGGCAACAUAGCAUUCGUGGUAAUGUCUUCUAACAAGUUGUCAAGGCACAAGCUGUACAGCUUCUGCUCGGAGGACGUGGAAGAACUCGCAAAAAUACUUACUUAAUAUAUUAUUUAAAUU